Triplophysa dalaica is the source of this 4757-nucleotide messenger RNA. RefSeq lists its product as uncharacterized. Lineage: Eukaryota; Metazoa; Chordata; Actinopteri; Cypriniformes; Nemacheilidae. The record is from RefSeq and is a predicted model, not a curated record. Gene Ontology annotation, molecular function: catalytic activity. The coding region runs from base 506 to 1435 and encodes 309 amino acids. The transcript is spliced from 2 exons.
GAGAGAGAGAGAGAGAGAGAGAGAGAGAGAGAGAGAGAGAGUGUCAACCUCAUCAACCUUAUGGAGAUAUUUCUCACCCUUUCUCCUCUCUUCCUGGAUUUUAUAUCCUCCGGAUAUCCGCCUCAGAUGCUGACGAUCGACAGGUGUUGGCACUGAUUUCCUCCGUAACCAUGGCGACGCUGAUUGGGUGGAGGCCGACUUGUCACAGAAGCCUUAGCUCAGUAGGUAUUUCCUUCCAACAUCUCUCUCUGUGUUCUACAACAAAGGCUCUUCCGCCCCGACGGGCUGCACCCCAGCAGCAUUGGAGUGGAAAUUCUGUCUGACAACAUCUCAAAGACGCUACGCACCAUUUGACUAGUAAGUACAAAUUUGAACCAUAGUCUGUGCUGCUCUCACCCACCUGUUAAGAAUGUUAAUGCUUCCAAAUGCAUAGAGACUGUGUCUGUCCCCCGAAUAAUACAACCAAAUAAUAAUUUAUUUAAAAGUCAGAGAAAAAAAUCUUAUCAUGAUUAAACCAAAAGUCAACAUAUUUAAUGAGCAGAACCAACGCCUAAAGUUUGGGCUACUUAAUAUUAGAUCACUAAAUCCAAAGGCAGUUAUUGUAAAUGAAAUGAUCACAGACAACAGUUUUAAUAUACUUUUCCUUACUGAAACCUGGCUUAAGCCAAAUGAUUACUUCGGUCAAAAUGAGUCUACUCCACCAAGCUACGGUUAUAUUCAUGAGCCACGUCCGGUUGGUCGAGGUGGUAGUGUCGCAACAAUCUUUAGAGACUUUCUUACCGUUACUCGGAGAACAAUGCAUACAUUUAAAUCAUUUGAAGUGCUUGCGUUGAACAUAACUGUUCCAAAUAAAAGUAAAAAACCAUUGGUCUCUCUUACAUUGGUUACUGUGUAUAGACCCCCUGGGCCUUACACUAAUAUUCUGAUAGAGUUCGCAGACUUCUUAUCGGAUCUAUUGGUUGACGUCGAUAAAGUACUGAUUGUUGGAGAUUUUAAUAUCCACGUAGAUAUUGCUAACGGUCCAUUAGCUGUGGCGUUUAAAGAACUGCGAGACUCUUGUGGUGUAACACAAUACAUCAAUAGACCUACUCAUCGCCUUAAUCAUACCCUAGACUUGAUUACAUCUCACGGAGCCGAUCUAACCAAUAUCGAUGUUAUACCUCAAAGUGACGAUGUUUCCGAUCACCAUCUUAUAACAUGUACACUGCGCACUGCUGAAAUCAGUUGUAUAUCUCGUUAUCGACAGGGUAGAACAAUCACCUCAACUACUAAAGAUAGUUUCGUAAAGAACUUGCCAGAUCUGACUCCUCUAAUAACCUUUCCAACUAAUAUAGAAUCGCUCGAUAACAUGACCAGCAACAUGGGCACUAUUUUGUCUAGUGGGUCAAUGACGUGUUUUGUGUCCAAAUUCAUUAUUUUCAUAAAUAGAAUUUGAAUAAAUACAUGUCAUAUAUCAAAUGGAUCUACAAUAUGUCCUUUAUAAGAAACCCUUUUCAUUUUAUUGAAAUUCAAUAGAUUUUUUGAGUUUUGGUGUUUGAAAGACCAAAAAUGUCAGGUGGUGCGACCGUCCGAACAUACAAACAGAGAACAAAACUGAGAAAUAAAUGUUAAUUUUCUCAAUAAAAUUCUUAAUAAAAUAUUUUGGCAUGAUUUUAUGUUAAAUUUCUUAUAUAUGAGGGGAAAAAUACUCAGUGCUAAAUACAUUAAAUGUAUAUUAUGUUAAAUCAAUAUAUGGUCGCACCACCUGACAUUUUCUUAUUUGUCAUUGACCCUAAUACAUUAGAAGCGGUCGCACCUAUGAAGUCAAAAAAGAUUAAUGAAAAGAUCAUAGCACCAUGGUAUAGUAACACCACUCGCGCCCUAAAAAGAGAAACGCGUAAACUGGAGCGAAAAUGGAAACAAACCCAAUUAGAGGUCUUUAAAAUUGCAUGGAAAGAGAGUGCAAGCUGUUACAAAAAGGCACUAAAAGCAGCAAAAGCUGAGCACUUCCGUAACCUCAUAGAAAAUAACAAAAACAAUCCAAGGUUUUUAUUUAGUACAAUUGCUAAACUAACAAACAAACAGACUCCAGCUGACCUGGGUAUUCCGCCGCACCUUGGUAGCAAUGAAUUCAUGAAGUUUUUUUACUGAGAAAAUCGAAAUAAUAUGAAACAACAUAGCUAAAACCAAACCUCCAAGUGUGUCGAAGAAUUAGUUUCAACCGUCACCCAAAAAGAAAAGCUAGAGUGUUUUUUCUCCUAUUAACCCAGAAGAUUUAAUCAAAAUUAUUGCAACAUCCAAACCAACGACGUUCAAAAUUAUUCAACCCCCAAUGCUGUAAAUGGUUUUAGGGAAUUUAGUGUACAUUUGAAAUUGUAUUCAGAAUGAAAUCCUACAAGGACUUCUUAAAAAACUAUAUGCAAAUAAAAUGACAUCAAUUAGCUUUGUAAUACAGUAGUAAAUGUUUCUUUUGUGAAUUCUUCAUUGACAUAAUUAUUCAACCCCUUAAAGACUUACCACUCUGAAGAACAGAGGUUCAAUGAAGUGUUUUCAAUCAGGUAUUGAAAUCACCUGUGGAUAUCAGGGAGCAGCAAUAAAGCCUAAUAGGCACCAAUUAGGCAGCUUUAAAAUGACUGUGAUACUCAGCUCCUUCUAGACAUUUACUGGUGUGGUUACAAACAUGGUGAGGUCAAGAGAAUGGUCCAGGAAGACAAGAGAACAGGUGAUUACUCUUCACAGGAAGGGCAAUGGCUAUAAGAAGAUUGCAAAGAUGUUAAACAUACCAAGAGACACCAUAGGAAGCAUCAUUCGCAAAUACAAGGCAAAGGGCACUGUUGAAACGCUACCUGGUCGUGGCAGAAAGAAGAUGCUGACUUCGACUGCUGUGCGCUACCUGAAGCGUAGAGUGGAGAAAAGUCCCCGUGUGACUGCUGAGGAACUGAGAAAAGAUUUGUCAGAUGUGGGUACUGAAGUUUCUGCGCCGACAAUACGGCGCACCCUGCGUAAUGAAGGCCUCCAUGCCAGAACUCCCAGGCGCACCCCCUUGCUGUCCCCAAAGAAUAAGAAGAGUCGACUGCAGUAUGCCAAAAGUCAUGUGGACAAACCACAGAAGUUUUGGGAUAGUGUUCUGUGGACUGAUGAAACAAAAUUAGAACUGUUUGGGCCCAUGGAUCAACGCUAUGUUUGGAGGAGGAAGAACAAGGCCUAUGAAGAAAAGAACACCUUGCCUACUGUGUCAAACCGACCAAAACAAUCAAUUUCAGUGGGGGUUGAAUAAUUUUGAACACAACUGUAUCUCAUCAAGACCAGAUGAUUCCAUUAAGCUGUCCAAACUGGCAGAGUGCAUCGAGGACAUAAAACAUUGGAUUACUAGUAAUUUCCUCAUUUUAAACUCUAGCAAAACAGAAAUAUUACUUAUAGCACAAAAAUCAAGUAAACGGAAUAUCUCCGAUUACAGCCUGCAAAUUGAAAGCUGCACUGUUACUCCAACAAAUACAGUUAAAGACCUAGGCAUUAUAUUAGACGGCAACCUGUCUUUUAAAAAUCACAUCUCAAAUAUCACAAAAAAAGCCUUCUUCCACCUUAGAAAUGUUGCCAGAUUAUGAAAUAGUUUGUGUGUUGCAGACGCAGAAAAGCUUAUUCAUGCAUUUGUGACCUCACGGCUUGACUAUUGUAAUGCUCUACUUAGUGGUUGUCCUGUAUCAUCGAUAAACAAACUACAGUUAGUUCAGAAUGCAGCUGCCAGAGUUCUUACUAGGUCAAGAAAAUACGAUCACAUAACCCCAGUUUUAUCAUCGCUUCACUGGCUACCCAUUAACUAUCGUAUUGAUUUUUAAUUACUUAUAAAGCCCUGAACGGUUUAGCACCUACUUACUUAACCGAGCUUUUAUCACGUUACAACCCAUCACGCUCUGUAAGAUCUCAAAACUUAGGACUUUUGACAACACCUAGAAUAACAAAAUCCACCAAAGGGGGACGAGCUUUCUCAUACGUAGCACCUAAACUCUGGAAUAGCCUUCCUGAUACUAUUCGAGGGUCAGACACACUCUCCCAAUUUAAAUCUAGAUUAAAGACACAUCUUUUCAGCCAAGCUUUCACUUAAUCCAUAGUUAAUGAACAGCAGCUACGCUAAUUAUUCUCUUUAUUCUCUUUCCGCCUCUGCCUCGGGAUGCCCAUCCCGAGGUAGGAAGUUCCACCAUGUCCAGACGACCGACAGAUGCCCAUCCCCAAUUUGAGAUUACGCCAGCUACAGCUGCAGACUGACUGACCAUCCCAGCUCCAUCUAAGGCAAUUCCACCACCAGCCAAGAGAAAUAUGACCAUCAGACCAUCCCAGCUCUGACCACUACAUCUACAACCAAGAGCAAAAGACAGACUAUUUGUCUUAUUAAUGCUGAAGUUACAAUAUUUGGUAUUAAAUGCUAAACUAAAAUCACAUAGCACCAGUUUGAGUGCAGCUAUGACACGUCAGAGGGGAUCUGGCCCUCCCGGUUGAGCCUGGUUUCUCCCGAGGUUUUUUUCUCCAUUAAUCAAUCAUUGGAGUUUGGGUUCCUCGCCACAGCAGGGCAGUGUUGGCCUGCUCACCGGGAGACUGCAUUCAUUCAUUUAUUUAAUUAGAAAUUAGAUAUUAUUUAUUAGAAUGAUCUUACUCGUUGUAUAAAUACCAUGCACUGUGCUGUGUUUUAACUUUUCUGUUUUUCCUGUUUGCCCCUGUAAAGCUGCUUUGAAACAAUGCACAUUGUGAAAAGCGCUAUAUAAAUAAACUUGAAUUGAAUUGAA